Messenger RNA from Owenia fusiformis, 2064 nucleotides. The record is from the annotation of a GenBank genome assembly. Lineage: Eukaryota; Metazoa; Annelida; Polychaeta; Sabellida; Oweniidae.
GUAUUAUUGUUCGUGGUCUCCAGGAAGUUGAGAAAUCAACGAAUGACACUUAUGCAGAAGUAGACGAUACAUGUUCUAAUUGAGUGCCAAGGAAUAUUAUACUUAUGAAUUAGUUCGAGGCCCUGCGCUAGGCCUUUUCAACCGAGGGGAAUUGAGGAAGGAUGAUGAACAAUAUUUGGUCUAACAGAUUGAUUUCCCAUAUUGUUGAAAAUGACAAUUGCGCCAUAUACGCCUUAAUCGAUGGAAAUGAUCACCAGACAAAGCAGUUAGCAGAAACGAUUGGUCUCGCUGGUGUUAAUCCCCUGCAAGCAGCAUGUUCAACUGGCAAUCUAGAGAUCGUUCAUCAUUUUCUAUGCAAUGGUGCCGACCCGAAUAUCACUGUGCCUAAACGCCCGUCACCAACAAAUAGCACAAACUUUGCUGGGCAUGUUGACUUCUCGUGGUGUUGUAAAGGAUUUUCGCCACUACAUAUCUCAUGCUUUACCGGAAUUAAUGCAAUCGCAGAAAUUUUGGCUGAAAAUGGUGGUGAUUUGAACCAGCGCGACGUCCUUGGUAGAACACCAUUACAUUUGGUUGGUUUAAAUGGGUCAGCAUCUACAUGUUCUGUAUUAACUUCAUUUGGUGCCGACGUGAAUAGUUUAGAUGCAUCAUCGAGAAUACCACUGCAUUAUGCUUGCCAUAAAGGUAACAGUGUGGUGGCCAAACAUUUGAUGGAGAAUGGAUCUAAAGUAAAUUUACAGGAUAAAGAUGGACGCUCCCCACUUUGUCUGGCUGCAAAAAAUGCCCAUUCGGAUGUCUGUAAGUUACUUUCACAAAGGAAUGCCGCUAUUAAUCUAUCUGAUUAUAAUGGGUGGACAGCAAUGCAUUUUGCAAGUGCCAGCUGUGAUUUAGAUACUAUUAAACUCCUUGUGAAUCGAAAUGGAUCUGUUGAUAUUAUCGAUGAAGCUGGAAGGUCCCCACUUCUUUUAGCAGUAGAGUGUGCUUCCAAACACGGAAUUAACAAAGUUAAUUUUGACAGUCAUGAAAGCGAACCGGUUGGGGUACUUAAAAGAGGGACUGAAUCUAGAAUUGGGGUUACAAAACAGUUAAUAGGAAAUGAAAACGCAGACACAUUAUUUGACAGAUGCAUUGAGGUAAUUGAGACACUUAUAAGACAGGGUGCAAACGUGAAUAGACACGUUACACAAAGUGGGGUUUCUCCUUUACAUGUGGCUGCAAGAGGAACUCGGUCAAUCAUCCUACAAGCUCUGGUUGCUAAUGGGGCUAAUGUGAAUGCUAGGGAUGCGAAUGAGAGAACCCCGUUGCACAGUGCUGCAAGUGCGGGUCACAUUCCAAACGUGGAGCUUUUGGUGAAAUUUUGUGCAAAGAUGAAUGCUAAAGAUUCGAACGGUAUGACGCCAUUACACCAUGCAGUCGAAAAUCAUAACAUCGGCAUGACAAAGUAUCUACUGACCAAAAACGCCCGAGUUAAUGCGAGAAAUACAAAACUCCAAACAGCGCUUCAUAUAGCUGCAAAACAUAAUGAUAUUGAAACUGUAGGCAUUUUGCUUGAGAACGGGAUAGACACAACAAUUAAGGAUAAACAUAAUCAUGCUGCAUUGCAUUAUUGUUCCACGUUGGCAUUAGUAGAAUUACUCCAAAACAAACUCAAUGUCUGUUCAACUGAUGCCGAGGGCGAUCUAACGAAGUGAUACAGUCAAGACGCCAAAACGUUUAAAAAUGUAAAAUCAUAUGUCACAGCAAAAUAAAGAGUGGCUUAAAAAUGGGACACUCGUAUUUCAAAAAUAAAUAUUGAUUUUAUUUAUGAAAAUAUGCCAUAUUAUAUACCAAUGGAUAGGGAAUUUACUUAUCUUUAAUUUGGUAUAUCGUAAGUUCAAAUUUAUUAUAAUGUAUGUUAACCAGCGUCCAUAAUAUAAAUGACCUCAUUUUCGUUUCGAAACGGGUUUUCCAAAACUUGCAAAAACCAAAUUUUAUUUCUAUAAACUUUCAACUUUAUUUAUAUAAACAGACGUUCAAUAUAUCCACCAUUUUGAUCAAUCAUAGCCCUCAAUUAUGGCCUAAACU